Messenger RNA from Lottia gigantea (owl limpet), 509 nucleotides. RefSeq lists its product as hypothetical. NCBI's taxonomy places the organism in Eukaryota, Metazoa, Mollusca, Gastropoda, Lottiidae. The annotation marks the transcript as partial. The transcript has 2 exons. The record is from RefSeq and is a predicted model, not a curated record.
CGUCUUCAAAAAAUCACAGGAGUCGAUCUCGACCUCGUCACGAUUCGGACUUCGAAUUCGAUAAUGCCGAACUCGACUUCCUCGAUGAUGACGAUGACGACGAAUAUGAUGAUGAUGAUGAUGAAGAUGCAACUGAAUACGAAUACGACAGUGACGAACUCUCUCAGGAUCGAGUGCUACGUCAGAGAGUUUCUUUAAGAACCAGAAAGAGACCAGCUAGACAUGUUGAUUCUGAUGACACGGAUACUGAGUUAGACUUGCAAGAUGAGGUGGCGGUCAACCACAGUGAUAAGUCAGGAAGAACACGGAGACAGCAAAAGGCAAAUUCCAGAACAGGGACAAGAACCGAUGCUGCCCAAAGUGAGGAAACCACUGAUGAUGACUUUGAUGCAGCUUUUUUCCGCCACGAAGAGUCUUCGUUAUUGAUACCAGCUGAGGUCAAGAAGAUUACCAUAAAUAAAACCACGGGAGAAACUGGGCUACAUAAAGCCGUUCGCCUCAAUUAUCUG